AUUCGCAUAUUUCUCAGACCCUCUUCAGACCAUGCCCGCCGCAAUGACCCCAGUCACACUCGCUCAGACAAGACGCACGCGCGCAAUCCGCCUGGCUGCCGCUGCUGUCGCGGCUACCACCGCUGCAGGCCUCGCAUUCACGACCACCUCCACAAAAGUAGCAUACCCGACCACACCAAGAUUGUCCACCGCUUUGCCGCAGCCGCAAAUCACCCUCCAGACAAAAUCAGUCCCAGCAACCCGAGCUGCUCCGAAACCGGCACAGCAUUUGCUCGGCGGAACAGUCGGCGGCAUCAUGGGCAUUGUGGCCUCGUAUCCGUUCGAUACAGUCAAGGUGCGCAUCCAAACGCAGCCACCUGGCUCGGCAUUGUACACGGGCAUGGUCGAUUGCUUCCGCAAAAUCAUCAAGAGCGAAGGUGCACUUGCACUGUACAGCGGCAUGCUGUCCCCCGUCGUAGGCGUCGCAGGCGUCAAGGCAGUCGUUUUUGGCUCGUACGGCGGCAUUUCGCAAUGGCUUCUGGCGCGAAAGCAAGGCGUCGUGGCAGGUUCCGAGCAGCCACAGCAGCAGCAGCAGCCCGUCAAACUGUCUGGCUUUGAGAAUGCGCUUGCCAGCUGCAGCGCUGGUCUCGUGGCGACAAUUGUCGUCACGCCGGUCGAGCGCGUCAAGGUCUCGAUGCAGGCCAGCGGCGGCAAGGCGUUCAAGUCCACUCUGGACUGCGUGCUCUCGCUUGUUCGCACCGCGGGCAUCUCGGGUGGGCUUUUCAAGGGAUUUGUCCCCACAGUACUGCGAGAGGUGCCCUCGUAUGGCGCGUACUUUAUCUCCUACGACAUGGCCAAGCGCGCGUUCUGCCAACCAGGGCAAGACGUGUCCACCCUCAGCCCCGGCUUGCUUGCGCUUGCUGGCGGUAUUGCAGGCGUCAUGGCAUGGGUGCCCAUCUAUCCGAUCGAUGUGAUCAAGUCGCGCAUUCAGGCGCAACCCAGCAGCGCUUUGGUUGCCGCAUCGUCCGGCAGCUCCUCGCGACCCUACUCUGGCGUGGUUGACUGCGCCGUUCGCAGUUAUCGAGCAGAGGGCCUCGGCGUAUUCUUCCGCGGACUCACUCCAACCAUCGCCCGUGCCUUCCCAUGCCAUGCCGCCGUCUUCCUCGGCUACGAGUUGACGCUGCGUUACACUGCACCAUUGUUCGCAUGAUUGUGCCCUGUCUGUUUGUGCGUUGUUGUAAAUUAAUUAUCAUAAUUGCU
This is a messenger RNA of Capsaspora owczarzaki ATCC 30864, 1239 nucleotides long. RefSeq lists its product as hypothetical. Gene Ontology annotation, molecular function: transmembrane transporter activity. Lineage: Eukaryota; Filasterea; Ministeriida; Capsasporidae. The record is from RefSeq and is a predicted model, not a curated record. The transcript is spliced from 2 exons. The coding region runs from base 32 to 1189 and encodes 385 amino acids. Gene Ontology annotation, biological process: transmembrane transport.